AUGCCGAAACAUCUUCCACCCGCGACUACCCAAGACAUUGCCCGGAGUAUCAUCACCACAGUCAUUCCAGCCAAAACGUGUAUGUACCCUCAUUUGAAUCACGCCAUUUUGUCUGUGGAUCCCAAAUUGAAGACAUCACCACUGCUCCCUCCACUUAUCGACAUUGCGCUAGCUCCUGUUUCGCUAUUAAAUGCAACGAAAGAGGCUAAUGGCAUUGUAUACCAAGAGGUCAUCGAACGAUUUAUUGCUUCAAUACUCGCUAUUCCAUCUUUACCCUAUCGCCUACCUUUGCCUGCUGUUACACGCAUUUCUUCCCGCUUCCCGUUCAUGCAUCUGGGCCGUGUCGAUCUUUACUCGCUUGUUCGUAAACUGGAAUCUUCGGACACAACAGGAGGAAGUGCAGAGGAAGCCAAAUCUGAACUUGCUGCCAACUUGUUCACAUUUCUCCCUGUCAAGGUUUUAUCUCGCUUCAAGGAUCAUGAACGGAGGGACUACCUGAACCUCCUCGCUGCUGUAUUUGACAGCCUUCCAACUGGAGCACUUGAUCCCCGUAAAAGCAGCUCAGGCUUGGCUGGAAAUAAGACUAUUGUUGAUGACGAUUCAGACACAGAUUCGGAUGUAGAGAUGACCCUGAUAGCUGCUCAAGCCCCUGCUCAGCCGUUGUUGAGCCCACGGACGCGGAAACGCCUCGAGCAACUCACCGAUUCUGCCUAUUUGACGGCCCUGAUAGGAUCUCACGCUGAUGCUGCUGUGUGUCGAUUCUUUGUCAGUCUCUGGUCCGCGUGGCCAACUAGGAAAGACGCCACCUUGGCCGCUAUCCUUGCCUUGCCCACGGGUGCAGGAGCUACUGGUGGUGCGUAUGGAAUUGUCAAGGGUAUCUGGCGAGGCCAGAUUAGGCCAAUCAUUGGGACGCUGGGAGAUGGCGCCGGGCAGGGAACCAAGGCCCUAGAUUCGUUAGUUGAUGAUUCAACCGAGAGCUUAUGGCCACCCCUCGUAUUCCUUACGGUGCUAUAUACCAAUAUGCUUCGCACCAUGUCCGACGACGAGUUUUUCUCUACUCAAAUUGGACAAACGCCCCAGACCCAAAGUGCUCAGAAUCCACUUUCGACAUCUGAAGUUGCGCAUUUUGGGCGCUCAUUGCUCGGAGUGGUGUUCAGACUCUACCUACAUGAAGCGGUAAUCGGCACUCGCCGAGUACCAGGCCUGGGAGACAUAAACUUUGGUAUGGUGAGGGAGUGGGGGACAGAGCUACUACAAAGUAUAUGUCUACGAGAUUCUCGCAGAAAGUUCACUCCUGAAGGUCACUGGUUAAUGGUCGACGCUAGUGAUGCCCGACAAAUAUGUGCUGCUGCCCUCCUCGAAGACGAGGAAUCUACCAACCCAGAGAUACUGUUUCCCACAUCCCGUGCAGGUUACGUUACCUCGCGUACAACUCGAGCGCAACUUGCGUCUUUAUCUCCCAGGUCCAAGAUCCUGACUCAUAUACCGUUCUCAAUCCCCUUCGAUGUACGCGUACAGGUUUUCCGGCAGUACGUAGCGAAAGAUUGGAAGGAUCUUGCGCAGCGUGCGAGGAAUGGAGAGAUGUUUGAUGGACUCUCGCAUGGUAGUAGGAGAAGGUCGAAUGCUGUUGUUCGUAGAGGCAGAGUUGCGGAGGAUGGGUUCAAGGCUUUGAGCGGAAUGAGGAAGGACAUGAAACUUCCUAUUUCGAUCACUUUUAUUGAUCAAUGGGGCAACGAAGAAGCUGGUAUCGAUGGCGGUGGUGUGUUCAAGGAAUUCCUGACCUCACUGGCCAAGGAAGUGUUCGAUUCGGACCGUGGCCUAUGGCUAGCGAACAAACAACAGGAGCUAUACCCCAACCCGCAUCCAUAUGCUAAAGAGUCUGGACAACUCGAGUGGUUCCGUUUCGUAGGCCGUGUGUUGGGCAAGGCGCUGUACGACGGUAUCUUGGUGGAUAUCGCUUUUGCGCCAUUCUUCUUGGCAAAGAUGUUAGGCCGGGAAAGCUACAUUAACGAUUUAGCUUCGCUCGACCCAGAGCUUUACCAAGGGUUGAUGUUCUUGAAGAAUUACAAAGGCAACCCCGAAGAGUUAUCGCUGAAUUUCACAGUGACUGAUGAUUACCUUGGCCAAGUGACUGUCACCAAUCUUGUCGCCAAUGGAGCGGAUACCCCGGUGACGGCUGAAAAUCGAUACCAGUACAUCCUCAUGGUUGCACAUUACCGCCUCAAAACACAAAUCCGCAAGCAGACGGAUGCAUUCAUGGAGGGUCUGGCCGAUAUUAUCGACGCCAAAUGGAUCAGGAUGUUCGACCAGAGAGAACUUCAGAUGCUGAUUGGAGGUACUCCUGAUGCGAUCGACAUUGACGAUUUACGCGCAAACUGCGUAUAUGGAGGGCUAUACGACGAAUCUCAUGAAGUAAUCGAAACCUUCUGGAAGGUGGUAAACACCAUGAAUCAAGAGGAAAGAAGGGCAUUGUUGCGAUUCGUCACGAGUUGCAGCCGGCCGCCUCUCUUGGGAUUCAAGGAGCUCAACCCUCGGUUCGCGAUUCGAGACGCUACAUCUGAUGAUCAGCGGCUGCCCACAUCCAGCACAUGUGUGAACCUUCUCAAGGCAAGCGUGCCUUGUGACGUGCUUCCUCGAUACUCGUCUGAACACAUUAUGCGCCAGAAACUCCUUCAAGCCAUAUCCUCCAACGCUGGUUUCGACUUGUCAUAG
Molecule: messenger RNA, 2712 nt
Organism: Rhizoctonia solani
Lineage: Eukaryota; Fungi; Basidiomycota; Agaricomycetes; Cantharellales; Ceratobasidiaceae
Product: HECT-domain (ubiquitin-transferase)
Exons: 13
Coding region: 1-2712 (903 amino acids)
Biological process (GO): ubiquitin-dependent protein catabolic process; protein polyubiquitination
Molecular function (GO): ubiquitin protein ligase activity
Source: RefSeq, a predicted model, not a curated record